AUGGUAACGCUCGAGAAAAUUUAUCGUCGCAUAACACACUCCAAAUGGACAAAAGCCUAUGUCAUUUUGGCUUGUCUUCAGGGCAUCACCAUUAUCAUUCUACAGAGUAUCAUCGCCUAUCAAAAUACCUCCCAAGUUGCGUUACUUGUAUCUGACGAAACAGCGCUUCAUCUAUUUCGAGACUCCAAUCCUCAUGUGGCCAUGGCAAUAGAUCAGGCAGCCGAUCGGUUGAAACGAAUCAAGUGGGAAAACAUUGCAUUCAUUGGUUUUCAGUUCUGGUUUGUUGGCAUGUCAUUUGAUUCUACCAUAUACCAAAAUUCAGCCGAAGUGAUUGCACUGGCGGUGUUGAACUUUGUGUGCGCUGUUCUAGGUGCUCUGGAAGUGGUCGACGGACGGCGUUGGCUGAGAACCUUGCGAAACCUUAAAAAUGUUUACGAUCUGAAUAUUUCGACCGAUCCGUUACGGCUCGCUUAUUACCUUGAAAUCGUGCUGGCCGCGUGUCUUGCUCUUUUUGCUUGUGCUUUUGCUUUCCUAUCUUACCAAGUGGUACGGCAACUGGGGUGGGUCAUUUACAAGAAAAUCGGUGGUGACAUUGCUAUACAAAAAAUGUAUCGUACGUUUCAAUUCUUCGUACUGGCUCUCAAGAUCGACAUCUUUAUCGAAUUUUUGGUAUCAUGCUUCUAUAUUGGCCAAUUUGUGCUAAAGGCAGGUUUUGAGUGGAAAACCUACGUAUUUGUCAUAGUAACAUUCUGCAUGUUGCCCAUGUUCUAUUUCGCCCGCAUGACAAUAUGUGCCGAAGGGACGAAACGAAUGAUUAUUUUCAUCAUAUUUCAAAUCGUCAUUUUCUUCCAAUUCAUCCUGAUCCUCGGUCAAACCAUUACGCCCGAGGACUUUUGGUAUACUUGGAUUUGUUUCGUUGUGGUCGGAAUGAUUCUCGCCAUCGCGACGUCCGUCCUCGGGUUUAUGUGCUUGCGAAACUUUGGCAAAGGCCUGGAGCCUUACGUACAACGAGGAGCAAAGAAACAGGAACAAAUGGAUCGACUUGAAUUGAACAAACACUCCACCAGCUCAUCAUGGCAAAUUGAUGACGACUGA
Molecule: messenger RNA, 1095 nt
Organism: Radiomyces spectabilis
Lineage: Eukaryota; Fungi; Mucoromycota; Mucoromycetes; Mucorales; Radiomycetaceae
Exons: 6
Coding region: 1-1095 (364 amino acids)
Cellular component (GO): Golgi apparatus
Source: RefSeq, a predicted model, not a curated record